UCACGCUCAAUUUCAUUAUCAAGCGACAUAUGUUCAUCAAAGAUAGCGAACUAUGCUCGAUGAUCGACUGUGUCGUACGAGUCAAACCGCUCGUAGACCCGAACGAUGACUUCGAAUUCUCGAUCGCUGUAAAGAAGAUAGUAGAGUAUAAACCUUGAAGAAAAAGAAUUAAAAAAAAUAUAUUACUCGUUACGUUUCAGAGACGGUGACUGAGAUACGUGUAAAAAGAGUGGAAAGGUACGGUAUCCUCGAUCAGUAUGUAAGUGAAAGCAAAAAGUCGAGUGACUUGAUCGCUGUAACGAAGACAGUUGAGUAACUUCGGGAAAAAAAAAAGUUAGGUACUCGUCGGCGCGUCGACACGUCGUCUUCCUCCUCCUCCUCGUCGAAGGUUCCUCAAUUCCCGAUGCACACCGCCGACAUUCCGGCUCCGGAUUUAAGGAUCAUCAGAUACGUAUAGGCUGUCGUCAAUUACAUCCAAAGGCGCUAUCACGGUCUGCCUUUCGAUGAGACAAACGCCGUGUAGACGUACGACAAGCACUUCGCGGGCGACAUCGCCUACGGACGAUCGAAAAUCGAACGAGACUACUCCGUCGUGUCCCUCGAUAAUUUCAUGAUGGCCUUUUGAUGGGAAACCUUCGUCGAAUAAUUCCGAUUCAUCGACCGAUGAAACAAUCGAAACAGAGUCGUCAUGAUGAGAACGAUCGACCGGCUUUGCGUCUCCGUACCAACUUCAACGUUCCGGUGUUCGAGACGGCACUCGAGAACUUUAUCGACGAACACGUCGAAAUCGCACUGUUGAAAAUUAUCAACGCGCGAGCAGAUUACUACACGUGGACGAUCGUGCGAGAUCCCAAACGUCCGAUCGAGCGAUCUCUUCAAUUGUCCAACGUCCAGCGACAAUUUCGAGAUAUACGACGGCGUCUACGCACCCGGAGAUCAUCGACGAAGAGAUCUCAUCGAGAAGAGCCAUCCGUCGACGAAACACCGGCGACCAUCGUACCGACGAGCGAGAUCUACAUGGGACUCCGGCGACUUCUCGCUACCAUCAGAGCCUUGUCCACAUCGCGUACUCCGACACCGCUAUCAUCGUCCAGAAGAUAGUCCGCGCAAAUACGUGCUUAUUCAGUGAUUUUUAGAAAUUAAUAUCUCCUAAAGUAUUGGGAAAAUUGCAAAAUGAUAAAGGACUUUUCGACCCAGUUCAGUCCGCUCUACCAACUCACAAGACACGAUCCCGUAAAUCGGGGACACCUAACAUUCUACGUUCGAUUGUUUUAUAAAUUUCGGCAGAAAUACUCCAAAUGACGUCACAUAUGAAUGUCUUUAAAUGGAUUUCCACCAGAAAAAAAGUUUAAUGCCAAGAAUGUUUAAAUAAAGUUAUAUAUCUCGCUUCGCGUGGAAAAUCAUAUCCCCCUAAGCAGGGGAGGAGGUGGGGUGGAUCUCACUUCGCGUGGGAAGUUGCCCCUGAGCAGAGUAACU
Trachymyrmex cornetzi is the source of this 1476-nucleotide messenger RNA. RefSeq lists its product as uncharacterized. The record is from RefSeq and is a predicted model, not a curated record. NCBI's taxonomy places the organism in Eukaryota, Metazoa, Arthropoda, Insecta, Hymenoptera, Formicidae. Bases 625 to 1101 code for a protein of 158 amino acids. The transcript has 2 exons.